AUGAUGACGUCGGUGGGCACGAACCGAGCCCGGGGAAACUGGGAACAACCUCAGAACCAAAACCAGACACAGCACAAGCAGCGGCCACAGGCCACUGCGGAACAGAUUCGACUUGCACAGAUGAUUUCAGACCAUAACGAUGCUGACUUUGAGGAAAAGGUGAAACAAUUGAUUGAUAUCACAGGCAAGAACCAGGAUGAAUGUGUCAUUGCUUUACAUGACUGCAAUGGAGAUGUCAACAGAGCCAUCAAUGUCCUACUGGAAGGAAACCCAGAUACGCAUUCGUGGGAGAUGGUCGGGAAGAAGAAGGGAGUCUCAGGACAGAAGGAUGGUGGCCAAACGGAAUCCAACGAGGAAGGCAAAGAAAAUCGAGACCGUGACAGAGACUAUAGUCGGCGACGUGGUGGGCCACCAAGACGGGGGAGAGGUGCCAGCCGUGGACGAGAGUUUCGGGGUCAGGAAAACGGAUUAGAUGGCACUAAGAGUGGAGGACCUUCUGGAAGAGGCACUGAACGAGGCAGAAGAGGACGUGGCAGAGGCAGAGGUGGCUCUGGUAGACGGGGAGGAAGGUUUUCUGCUCAAGGAAUGGGAACCUUUAACCCAGCUGAUUAUGCAGAACCGGCCAAUACCGAUGACAACUAUGGCAAUAAUAGCGGGAAUACGUGGAACAACACUGGCCACUUCGAACCAGAUGAUGGGACGAGUGCGUGGAGGACCGCGGCAGAGGAGUGGGGGACUGAAGACUGGAAUGAAGACCUUUCUGAGACCAAGAUCUUCACUGCCUCUAAUGUGUCUUCAGUGCCUCUGCCUGCGGAGAAUGUGACAAUCACUGCUGGUCAGAGAAUCGACCUUGCUGUUCUGUUGGGGAAGACACCAUCUUCAAUGGAGAAUGAUUCCUCUAAUCUGGAUCCAUCUCAGGCUCCUUCUCUUGCGCAGCCUCUGGUGUUCAGUAAUUCAAAGCAGAGCGCCAUAACACAGCCUGCUUCAGGAAACUCAUUCUCUCAUCACAGUAUGGUGAGCAUGUUGGGGAAAGGGUUUGGCGAUGUCGGCGAAGCUAAAGGUGGCAGCACCACGGGCUCUCAGUUCUUGGAGCAGUUCAAGACUGCUCAGGCCCUGGCCCAGCUGGCGGCACAGCAUUCUCAGCCUGGAACCACCGCCACCUCCUCUUGGGACAUGGGCUCCGCCUCACAGUCCCCAUCGCUGGUGCAGUACGAUUUGAAGAACCCGGACGAUUCCACAGUACACAGCCCCUUCAGCAAACGCCAGGCUUUCACGCCGUCUUCAGCCAUGAUGGAGGUGUUCCUUCAGGAGAAGCCGCCCACGGUGGCCACCUCCACCGCUGCACCUCCACCGCCCUCUUCUCCUCUGCCGAGCAAAUCCACCUCGGCCCCACAGAUGUCUCCCGGGUCUUCAGAUAACCAGUCCUCCAGCCCUCAGCCGGCUCAGCAGAAAUUGAAACAGCAGAAGAAAAAGGCCUCCUUGACUUCUAAGAUUCCUGCUCUGGCUGUGGAGAUGCCUGGCUCAGCAGAUAUCUCAGGGCUAAACCUGCAGUUUGGGGCAUUGCAGUUUGGGUCAGAGCCUGUCCUUUCUGAUUACGAGUCCACCCCCACCACGAGCGCCUCUUCAAGCCAGGCUCCAAGUAGCCUCUAUACCAGCACAGCCAGUGAAUCUUCAUCUACAAUUUCAUCUAACCAGAGUCAGGAGUCCGGUUAUCAGAGCGGUCCAAUUCAGUCGACAACCUAUACCUCCCCAAAUAAUGCUCAGGGCCCUCUGUAUGAACAGAGGUCCACACAGACUCGACGGUACCCCAGCUCCAUCUCCUCAUCACCCCAAAAGGACCUGACUCAGGCAAAGAAUGGCUUCAGCUCUGUGCAGGCCACACAGUUACAGACCACGCAAUCUGUUGAAGGUGCUACAGGCUCUGCAGUGAAGUCUGACUCACCUUCCACUUCCGGCAUCUCCCCUCUCAGCGAGACGGUGUCCGCAGCCUCCUUGCUGACAGCGGCCAGUCAACACUCAUCCCCCCUGGGUGGCUUGAGCCACGGUGAGGAGAGCGCAAAUGCUCCCACCACACAACACAGCAGCACGUUAUCGACGCAGCAGAACACCCUCUCGUCAUCCACGUCUUCUGGGCGCACUUCUACAUCCACUCUUUUGCACACAAGCGUGGACAGUGAGGCGAACCUCCAUUCUUCCUCCAGCACUUUCUCCACCACGUCCAGCACGGUCUCUGCGCCUCCCCCAGUGGUCAGUGUCUCCUCCAGUCUCCACAGCGGCAGCAGCUUAGGCCUCAGCCUCAGCAGCAACUCCACCGUCACAGCCUCGACUCGGAGCUCGGUCGCUACGACCUCAGGAAAAGCUCCUCCCAACCUCCCUCCUGGGGUCCCGCCGUUGUUGCCUAAUCCGUACAUCAUGGCUCCAGGGCUGUUACACGCCUACCCGCCGCAAGUAUAUGGUUACGAUGACUUACAGAUGCUUCAGACGAGAUUCCCCUUGGAUUACUACAGCAUCCCAUUUCCCACGCCCACCACACCGCUGACGGGGAGGGACGGUAGCCUGGCCAGCAACCCCUACUCUGGUGACCUCACGAAGUUCGGCCGCGGGGAUGCCUCCUCCCCAGCCCCGGCCACAACCUUGGCCCAACCCCAACAGAACCAGACGCAGACUCACCACACGACGCAGCAGACAUUCCUGAACCCGGCGCUGCCUCCUGGCUACAGUUACACCAGCCUGCCAUACUACACAGGGGUUCCGGGCCUCCCCAGCACCUUCCAGUAUGGGCCUGCUGUGUUCCCUGUGGCUCCUACCUCUUCCAAGCAGCAUGGUGUGAAUGUCAGUGUGAACGCAUCAGCCACCCCUUUCCAACAGCCAAGUGGAUAUGGGUCUCACGGAUACAACACUGGUGUGUCAGUCACCUCCAGUAACACGGGCGUGCCAGAUAUCUCGGGUUCUGUGUACUCCAAGACCCAGCAGUCCUUCGAGAAACAAGGUUUUCAUUCCGGCACUCCUGCUGCCUCCUUCAACUUGCCUUCAGCCCUAGGAAGUGGGGGGCCCAUCAAUCCAGCCACAGCUGCUGCCUACCCACCUGCCCCUUUCAUGCACAUUCUGACCCCCCAUCAGCAGCCGCACUCCCAGAUCCUCCACCACCACCUGCAGCAGGACGGCCAGACGGGCAGCGGGCAACGUAGCCAGACCAGCUCCAUCCCGCAGAAGCCCCAGACCAACAAGUCUGCCUACAACAGCUACAGCUGGGGGGCCAACUGA
Molecule: messenger RNA, 3264 nt
Organism: Puma concolor (puma)
Lineage: Eukaryota; Metazoa; Chordata; Mammalia; Carnivora; Felidae
Source: RefSeq, a predicted model, not a curated record